AAAUGGACAGUCAAUCCUAUUUUGACAGUCAAAUGGACAGUCAAUCCUAUUUUGACAGCCAAAUGGACAGUCAACCCUAUUUUGAUAGCCAAUUUGACAGUCAACCAUACAUUGACAGCCAAUAUGAUGGAAUUGUUGAGGAUACUCCUGAAUCAUUAUGGGAUUGUCCAUCUCGGAGUCCUCUAAGGAAGAAGUUGACAACAUCAAGGAAUCAUAUUGCAAUCCCUCAAGACAUUCCAUUGCCUAAAAAUGAAAACAAUGUUGUUUGCCAAAUAUGUGAUAUUUCUGGACAUGUUGCUACUAUAUGCCCGCAACAAUAUAAAGUAACUUGUCAACUGUGUAACCGUGAGGGUCAUACUGCAAAAGUUUGCCCAAAUCAUUACCGAUCAAAAAGCGCGUCAGACCCAUCCUCUACACCCACUGAGUCUUCUGAAACUAUUACAAAGAUUUUUGCUAAUGGUCGUCUCACAUUUACAAAAAAGUCUUGAGAUGAAGCAUGUAAAAAAUUACGUUCCAUUCAAGAACCGUAGUUUUUUUACCUUACUUACCUAUAUUUUGCAAUGUAUUUUCUAAUUUCCCUUAUCCAUGUAUGAUAUUAGGACAUAAUGUUUUAAUAUGUAUUCUAUCUUAUGACACUUUAAUUAUGAUAUUAGUUUAUCUUUUUAUAUUUAUAUGUUUCAAUUAUAUGUUUUUAUAUAUAUUUAGAAUAUAGAGCUAAUUAAUUG
Rubroshorea leprosula is the source of this 725-nucleotide messenger RNA. NCBI's taxonomy places the organism in Eukaryota, Viridiplantae, Streptophyta, Magnoliopsida, Malvales, Dipterocarpaceae. The record is from the annotation of a GenBank genome assembly.